UACAAAUUUGUUUUUAAAGAAAUUUCAUCAAAAGUUAAAUAUAAGAUAUGUCAAGUGUCAGAGUGAAAAGUAAUCGCGAAAAUCUAAAUGGAUAUUGGUUAAAAAUUUAUAUGUACAGUAUUUUUUAUUUACUGUAUUAGUAGUGGAUUUCAGUGUGUAGAAAGUAGCAAUUUCGUGAAAAGGGACUUUUAUGUUUUAUCUAUUUCACUUUAUUAUCGCUAACAUUGUAGUAAACUACAAUCGAGUUCUAGAAUUAUUAGAAGUAAAAACAAAACAUAUUACUUUAAAAAUCGAGAAUACAUCACAAUGGCUCAGAGUUCUCAUGGAGGAAGUCACAGACGAAGUAGGGAUCAUGAAAGUUCCAUGAGAUAUACAAAUACUGACUGGGAAGCCAAGGAAGCACUGUAUCAGCGAGAAUUAGAUGAAGCUCGAGCAAGAGCAACACAAAUGGAGAAAACAAUGCGCUGGUGGUCUGAUUGCACAGCCAACUGGAGAGAGAAAUGGAGUAAAGUACGUAAUGAGCGAAACAAAGCUAGAGAGGAAACAAAACAAUUAAAAACAAAAGUAGACAUACUUACAAAGGAAUUAAAUUUAAUAAAAACAGACAAAAGUGAUUUAGAACAGCAAAUACAUGUCUUGAAGUUGGACAAUGAAAAAUUACUUAGUCUUGGGGAACGGAGGAUUGUUUCAUGUGACUUAUCAACAGAAGAUGGUGUUGAGUUAAGAAAAAAACCUGGUAUUGUAAGUCCAAAUGAAUCAGCCAAACAAAGGGCUUCUCUAGAUUCUCAUAAAUUCUCAAAUGUUGAUAAUGUCCUUGCAAACAAAUUAGGUGAAAUGAGAAUACGUUUGGAUGAAACCUUCAAGAAUCUACAAACUGAAAAAGAUCAAAAAUCUUUUUUACUAUCAAAGAUUGAAACCUUGACAGCUGAGUUACAUAGUGCCAAAAUUGAGUUAGCGCAUAGUGAUAGAACUUUAGGUUCAACUGAUUCUAGUCAUAGUGAAAUUGAGAGGCUACAAAACGAACUACAGGAUGAAGUAGCUGCAAAACAGGUUCUAGAGGAGAAAAUUGCUGAACUUAAAAUGGAGCUAGAAAGGCUAAAAUCAGAAAAUACUAUACAGUGGAGUAAACGUGAACUAUUAGAAACUGAAAACAUAGCUAUACUAAGAGAAAAUAAAAAAUUAUAUAGCCAAAUUUGUGAAUUGAGAGAACAAAUACACAAACUCAAUAGAAUAUCAGAUGGGAGUAUUUAUGGUAUACCAUAUAAUGAUCACAAUAAGUUAGAUUCAAAUGUGUUAUACAUCAGGAAAAGCAGUGUUAGCCCAAGAUCCCAUGAAUCGAGUAAUGCCUCCUCCGAGGCCAUUGCUGAUGCGAAAACGAACACGUCAGGAGAGGAUGACGAAUUAGCGAUAAUUGAACGAAAUUAAGAACACUAAUAAUAUUGUAGCUAUCUUUUACCUAUUUUGCCCUUAAAACUUCUCUUGCUUGACUUAAAUGAAGUUUUAUCUGUCAGUGUGUGUUAUGUAAUUUUUGUAUUUCUUUUUCAUAAUUUUGAAGUAGGUAAGUAUUUAUUAUAAAUUCUGAUAAUUUUGUAACUAUGUGAUUUUAUUGAGAUGAAAAGAUAUAAUCUGCAUUUAGUUGAUUUUUUACAGUACAUAAUUACAUUCCUAAUACCAUCUCAACAGAUGUUUGCUGUUACCUUCAUAGAAAGAUUAUAGCCAUUACCGUUGACUGUAACUGGCAAUCUCUUAUCUAUAUUAAAAAUCUGACAGCUCUAAAUUUGUUGUGUAAGAUGGCCACUUAAUUUCGCAUCUCCUGUUUUUUUUUCAAAUCUUUUUUUUUAAGUUCUUUGGAAGUUAUUGAGUAGGAAUAAAAAAAUAUGUAUUUGAACAAAUUGAGUGGUGUUAGUGUUGAGCCAAUUAUAUCAAAUUGCAAGCUAUUUUAAAUAAUAUCGAGUAUUGUAAUCUUUGGGCGUGUAGAAAAUUAAAAUAAUAAUACUCAAUCAAAUAUAAUAAUAAUUAUUAAAGACUUAGUAUGUUUAGUACUUAUGCAAAUGACGGGCGAGGUGUUCGGCGAUUCGUUCGUGUGUUGCAUCUGUGCACAUUUACGGUAUAUGACAAAUGUUAAUAAUUGUGAUAGUCUAGUUUUAUAGCUAUUUUCUUGUAGACGGACUAGUUGUGUGGUCUAAUCUUAUUGUAUUAUAAUAAGCAAUACUUUACAUUUCUGUGUAAAAUGCAUUGUAACGCGAAGCAAUAGAUACGUAUUUUUAUUUCACUCGAAUUCAAUACUUAUGUUAUAUAUUCUCCUUGAAUAUGAUGGAAUGGUUUGAAUAAUUCGAUCGUCGCAACGAAAGUAAAAUACGCAUUUUAAGUUAAGUGUAGACGCAAGCAUCGGCAUUUAAAAUGUUAAAUAAAGACACUCCAACUUCUGAAUUAAAAUCCUGGAAAUAUUAUGAUCAGUAAAUAAUAGACUAAACAAUUUAAACUUUUCGUAUAAAUGGCUUUAUAUAAAACUGCGUACGUUCUCUUAAGAAAAUUUGUUUAUAUUAAGUUGUAAUUGCCUCAUUUCGACGAA
Messenger RNA from Pieris brassicae (large cabbage white), 2572 nucleotides. Its product is annotated as coiled-coil domain-containing protein 102A. The record is from RefSeq and is a predicted model, not a curated record. The coding region runs from base 307 to 1425 and encodes 372 amino acids. Lineage: Eukaryota; Metazoa; Arthropoda; Insecta; Lepidoptera; Pieridae. The transcript is spliced from 2 exons.